GAAAGAUGGAAGCUCUGACUCUCCUUCUCUGUCUGCUUCUAACUGCUAAAACGUCUCAGGCAUCAUGUGGUGGCACUAUGACAGAUUGGAUGGGUGAAUUUUUCAGUCCUCGGUAUCCUCAAAACUACCCUGAUAACUCACUGUGCACAUGGACCAUUCAUAGCACAGGGGCGACGACUGUGUUAUUGACCUUCACUGAUGUUUUUUUGGAAACAUGCUGUGAUUACAUCAGAGUAUAUAAUGGUCCGUCUACCCUCUUCCCCUUAUUGGGAGAAAUACGGGAGAACGAGAACAAACGCUACAACUCAAGCUCCAAUGAUCUGACUGUGCUUUUCUUCAGCGAUGGCAGUGUAUCAAGAAGAGGAUUUCAUGCAAAGUGGGUUUUUGUAGAUUCCAAUUCAUGCAGGAAUAACUGUGGAUACUCCCUUGGCACUUGUUCGUGUGACGACUCCUGUCAGGACAACAGAAACUGUUGCUAUAACUACAACCGCUACUGCUCACUGACGACAACUUGGCCAACUACAACAGAUUUCCCCUCUUGCAUGUAUAACUGUGGAUACAACCUCGGAAGCUGCUCAUGCACCUCUGAAUGUCAGUACUAUGACAGCUGUUGCCUCGAUUACGUCGACUACUGCUCAACAACAACAGCUGCAACAACAGCAACAACUUACUGGAUGAAUACUCCUUCAUUCUCUCCCUCCUGCAUGUAUAACUGUGGAUACCACCUCGGCACCUGCUCAUGCACCUCUGACUGUCAGUACUAUGGCAACUGUUGCCUUGACUACGACAAUUUCCCCUCCUGCAUGUAUAACUGUGGAUACGACUUCGGCAGCUGCUCAUGCAACCCCAACUGUCAUUAUUAUGGCAACUGUUGCCCUGACUAUGACACUCCCUCCUGCAUGUAUAACUGUGGAUACCACCUCGGCACCUGCUCAUGCACCUCUGACUGUCAGUACUAUGGCAACUGUUGCCCUGACUAUGACAACUACUGCCCAAAGACAACCACUUGGCCAACUACAACAGCUCCCUCCUGCAGGUAUUCCUGUGGAUAUGACCUUGUCUUGUGUUCAUGCUCCGACGAGUGUCAGUACUAUGGCAACUGUUGCCCUGACUUUGAAAGCUUCUGUAUAGCAACAAUUCACCCACCAGAUGAUCCAACAGCACCCUCUUGCAUGUAUAACUGUGGGUAUCACCUUGGCUAUUGUUCAUGCUCCAGAGCCUGCCAGUACUUUGGUGACUGUUGUCAUGAUUAUGAGCACAUCUGCAUGAGAACAACAACACCAACAACAACAACGUCAACUCACAUGGCAGAUACAGCAGAUGCAUACUCCUGUGAGAAUAACUGUGGCCAAAGGCUUCCUCUUUGUAGUUGUGAUGAUGACUGUCAGUACUAUGGCAGCUGUUGCCCUGACUAUGACAGUCACUGCUCAACAACAACUACUACUACUUACUGGCCAGAAACAACAGAUCACUCCUGCAGGUAUAACUGUGGAUACAAUUUCAGCAGCUGCUCAUGCAACUAUGACUGUCAGUACUAUGGCAACUGUUGCUAUGACUUUCACUGGUAUUGCCCAUCGUACCCAACAACAGUUUCUCACCCUCAGUGUGGAGGACACCUGUAUGGUGCUGGGCUGUUUUCCAGUCCAAACUACCCAAACUAUUACCAUGACAAUGCCCACUGUGUGUGGUAUAUCUCUGCUCAGCAAGAACAAAGGAUCUUCCUGACAUUUGCUGAUGUGCAACUGGAGCGCUGCUGUAACUGUGACUACAUCACCGUAUAUGAUGGCUCUUCCACUGGUUAUCCACAGCUAGGAAGGGUCUGUUUCAAUGACACCACACACCAGGUGUUUCACUCUUCUUCACGGUACUUGACUGUUGUCUUCAGGAGCGACUACUCUGGUGUCAGCCAUGGUUUCAAGGCCCUUUUCACAAGCUCUCUGACUGCAGAUGAAGGUCGUGUGGAUUGUUCCUCAGACAACAUGGUCAUUGUCAUUCAGAGGUCUUACCUGAACUCACUCAGGUUGAGUGAAAAUGACCUUUAUGUGGAUGACCAUCUUUGCAGACCCACUAUUAGCAGUACUGAAGUUGUGUUCAGAUUCCCUCUUGACACAUGUGGAACUGCCAAAGAGAUGAUGAAUGGUUAUGUGUCCUACACCAACAAUGUGCGGGCCUCUCAGUCUCAGUCGGGUGAAAUCACUCGUCAGUCACAGUUCCUACUACACGUGGGCUGCAGAAUGGAGCCGGACACCAUGGUGCAGAUAUUCUACAAGGCCAAGGAGAUCAUCAAUGCCAACAUCACAGGAACUGGACGCUUCAAUGCCAGCAUAGCUUUCUUCACCUCCAGUAGUUUCAGUCAACAAAUUUAUGACUCUCCAUAUCAGGUGAACCUCAACCAGCUUCUCUACGUUCAGGUCAAGCUAAACAGGCUUGACAACAGUCUGGAUCUGUUCCUGGACACCUGUGUAGCGUCUCCAAAUCCCAAUGACUUCAAAGAUCACUCCUAUGUCCUGCUACGUAAUGGAUGUUCCAGAGACAACACAUAUUAUUCCUAUACCAGCGGUCAGCACUACUAUGCUCAGUUCAGUUUCCAGGCUUUCAAGUUCCUUCGGACUCACCCCUAUGUGUACCUGCAGUGUAAGGUAAUCAUCUGCCCUGAUAACGACUACAAUUCUCGAUGCCGCCAAGGUUGCCGCUUACGUCGCAAGAGAUCCCUUGAUAGCACCUACCACACCAAUACUGUGACGCUGGGGCCAAUCAAACUCAAAGGAGCCUAGGACAGUGACAUGCUUUCACAGACAACAUGAGAAGAUGAAGUCAGCAGAUUGAUUGGAUCAUCAACUACUUUAUUUCUGAUCUUUAUCAUUAAUCAGUUCACAUUAUCUUUCCUAAUGAUGUAUUUUUCAUCAGUUCAUUAAAGCAAUCCUUCUUCAAA
Carassius carassius (crucian carp) is the source of this 2932-nucleotide messenger RNA. RefSeq names its product deleted in malignant brain tumors 1 protein-like. Gene Ontology annotation, cellular component: cell surface. Bases 6 to 2774 code for a protein of 922 amino acids. The record is from RefSeq and is a predicted model, not a curated record. The transcript is spliced from 25 exons. Lineage: Eukaryota; Metazoa; Chordata; Actinopteri; Cypriniformes; Cyprinidae.